Molecule: messenger RNA, 2135 nt
Organism: Pogona vitticeps (central bearded dragon)
Lineage: Eukaryota; Metazoa; Chordata; Lepidosauria; Squamata; Agamidae
Source: RefSeq, a predicted model, not a curated record
CCAGCAUAGAACACUGAAAUAUCAACUACACUACAGCAAAUUUCAUUUUAUUGUGAAGAUAGUUUUUAACAAUGGCUAGUCAGCUUGGGGCAGAACAUGAAGCUUUGCUUUCUGCACUGUUGCCCAGUGAGUUCUUGUGGUGGGACUUUCCUAUAACACUCACUAUUUAGGAUGUCUUCACUGGAGCAGUAGAAGUGAAAUGAUACCAUCCAUGUAAGUAAACUUUAAUGAAAAUGUAGACUUUAUAUCCCCAAGGUGAGAAAUGUUGCCUUGGCUAUUGUCUCCUUUCCUUUCUUUUCCCAUAUAACUGCCUAUUAUGGCUGCUUGUUAGAAUGUGGCAUUUUUUCAUUUGCAUGCUGUUGGUGUGAAAACUGGACACGAGUGCCAUUAGCUCUGCUUUAGAUUCAGUCUGUCCCAAACUGUUGCCCUGACAUAAGGGCCACCACCUGGAUUCAGGCUACCCUGGACAUUUACCCUGAGAUAGUGGCUACUACCUGGCAAUGUAGAACAACAUCUUAAGAAAGAGACAAAAUUCUCAUUUAUGUCUUUAAAAUAAGUGGGGUGGUGGGAUGGCCUGGCUUUGUUUCUCAGACACUGGACUUCUUUCUGUUAUAGUUCAUCUGAGUAAAUCUCAGAGAGAUACAAAGUAUGAUCCUAUUAUGAAAGCAAUCCUUAAUCUACAUGCUUGGUCAGCCUCUAACAGUUAACCUUUUUUUUUAAAUGAAGGAAUCCGAGGGAGUCAAAAUGUUGGCGUGAAAAGCAAUCACUCCUAUAGCCAGCUUGACCAAGUCAGGGGAAUAUGGCUUUUCAUACAAUCCUUUGGCUCUGUUAUUUUGCCAGGCAUUUCCCCCAGAGGCUGCUUUCCCUCAUGGGAGGCGGAGGGAGAGAUGGGACCCCAGGCUUCUGUCAAGGGAAAGGAUACAGUGGGAAAGGCCAAAAAAGAAAGCCUGCCUCUGUGGUGGAGAUCCCCCCACAAAAAACGGAAGAAAAAGAGUAAAGCAAGAGCAGGAAGACCAGAUUUUUCUAGUAUUCCAAGCAGGCCAGAAUUUCCAAGGCAAGAAUUUGUUAGGCCAGAAUUUACAAGACCAGAGUUUGCAAUAUUUGUAGGAGAUAUAACUCCUGAGGUGGAUGAUUUCUUGCUUUAUGACUACUUUUUCAAACGGUAUCCAUCAUGUAUAGACUGUAAAGUGGCCACAGACCUGCUAGGAUAUUCCAGGGGUUAUGGUUUUGUCAGAUUUUCUGAUGAAGGUGAUAUGAUGAGAGCAUUGCAAGAUUGUCAGAAUGCACCAGGUCUAGGUGGGAAACGAAUUCGAUUGACUUUAGGAAUUUCUAAAAGAUUGAAGACUGAGUUUCAGAGGUACCAACCUUACAGUUAUAAUGACUAUUACCAAGACUAUCAAAACUAUUAUAGGCAGUAUAAUUAUGAUAGAAAUGAACGCUUUGAUCGAUAUGAACGUGCGGACCGUUUUGAUCGAGGUGGUCGUUUCGGAGACCGUUUUCCUGAACGCUAUCCUGAGCAUUUCAGUGAACGUUUUCCUGAGCGUUAUGCUGAGCGCUUUGGUACCCGUUUUGGUGAACGCUAUGCUGACUACCCUGAAUAUGGAGAUUAUCCUGAAUAUGCAGAUUAUCAUGCUGAAUAUAGUGACUACAACUACAACUAUGCAUCUUACGAAAGGAUGCAGCCAGCUGGAAAUAUGACACAACAAACAAUGAAUACAGCUAUGUUUCAGGAGACUUCAGCGAUGGUUAUGAAUGAUGAUCUAAUAACAGAAGAUCCGCAGCUCCACAUAGAUGUUCACAGAAUGAACAGAGAAUUUAUGGUGCGAAGUGAAGAACUCUUUGACACACUUAUGAGCUGUCAUUGGCAACCUCUGGAUACAGUCACCUCCGAGAUCCCUACUGCUUUCUAAAAGUGUCUUAUGUUAACAUCAUAGCAUGACUAUUAUGACCAAGGUGCUAAAUUGACAUUUCUUCUACAUUAUUUUAGAUCCUAAGUUUUAAAGCAGUGUUGUUUUUUCUCUCCCCCCCCCUUUUUUUUUGCUAUGCUUUAAUAGCCUUUGUAAUUUUUGUUCAUUAUUUACUAUCUUAAAAUCAUGUAAAUAUUCUAGAAAUGUAAAGCAUUAGUCUAAAUAUAG